Megalops cyprinoides (Indo-Pacific tarpon) is the source of this 2672-nucleotide messenger RNA. It is a transcript of the gene kcng2, whose product is annotated as potassium voltage-gated channel, subfamily G, member 2. Gene Ontology annotation, molecular function: voltage-gated potassium channel activity. NCBI's taxonomy places the organism in Eukaryota, Metazoa, Chordata, Actinopteri, Elopiformes, Megalopidae. Gene Ontology annotation, cellular component: voltage-gated potassium channel complex; membrane. The coding region runs from base 595 to 2187 and encodes 530 amino acids. Gene Ontology annotation, biological process: potassium ion transmembrane transport; protein homooligomerization. The record is from RefSeq and is a predicted model, not a curated record. The transcript has 3 exons.
UUGGGAAGUGGAGCGGAGCGGAGCACCAGCGGUUUGCGUGAGCAGUACAAACGCUCAUGCUGGGAUGACAGAAAGAAACACGGCAACACCCAUUCGGUGCAGGCAGUGGUUAGGCUUGACUUUUUCUAUCGGCUAUAGUCCGGUUUAGUCCGUUUCACAGUUGGGAGUCGCCUUUCGUCUGAAUCCUGUUCCUCGAGACCAUGCAUCAGAAGUAGUUCGCUACCUCUUCCUUCCGAAAUCGCACAUUUACUUUGGCGAUGCUGGGGGGUAACCGCAACUUUACAUUGCUGUGAAACUUGAUCUAAAUGGUUCGAAACCACAGCACGUGACGUUACCGGGCUUGCAAACACACGGAAUAUGCCGCUAAACAGCAAAUAAUUCGACGAUGUAAAAUCGAUGUGGAUGCAAUUGAAUAAAAAUGGAUGGUCGUGUUUUUAUUAUGUUUGAAUGUGAGGGAGUUUCCUUCUGAUGGACACAAGUCAAGCACAGCAGGUUACAGGACUACUCUUAAACGGGUGACUUUCUUGCCCCGGCCACCUAGCCACUGAGGCUCCGCCCCCUGACCGUGAUAGGCCCCAAACCCAAGCCGCACCCAUGUAUCAGGAAGUGGCCUUCCUCGCCGGCAGCACCGAGCGCCAGUUCACCACCUUCCACUUCAACCACCUGGAGAACCUGCACGAGAUCACCACCAGCAAGGGCGUCUUCUACAAGCGGGCCAAGCUCCUGGAGCGGGACGAGGACCUGUACCGGCGCCCGCGCCUGGGGGACGGCCGCGGCGGCUCCGCCAUCAUCAACGUCGGGGGCAUCAAGUUUCGCAUCCCCUGGACCACGCUGGACGAGUUCCCCCUCACCCGGCUGGGUAAGCUGCGUAGCUGCAACAACCACGACGAGAUCAUGGACGUGUGCGACGACUACGACGUCAGCCGCAACGAGUUCUUCUUCGACCGCAACCCCAGCGCCUUCCGCACCAUCGUGACGUUCCUGGCGGCGGGGAAGCUCCGGCUGCUCCGCGAGAUGUGCGCCCUCUCCUUCCAGGAGGAGCUGCUCUACUGGGGCGUGGAGGAGGAGAGCCUGGAGUGGUGCUGCCUGCGCAAGCUCCGCCUCCGGCAGGAGGAGCAGCGGGAGGCGCAGCGGGAGGAGGCGGAGCUGGCGUCCCCGCCCAGCGACGAGCAGGCGCCCAGCACGCACUCGGACGAGGGCCGCAUGGCAGGAUGCAUGCGCCGCCUCAGGGACAUGGUGGAGAACCCGCACUCCGGCCUGCCCGGGAAGAUCUUCGCCUGCCUGUCCGUCAUCUUCGUCGCCAUCACCGCCGUCACGCUCUGCGUCAGCACCAUGCCUGACCUGCGGGCCGAGGAGGAGAGGGGCGAGUGCUCUCAGAGGUGCUAUAACAUCUUUGUGCUGGAGACGGUGUGCGUGGCCUGGUUCUCCCUGGAGUUCCUGCUGCGCUUCAUCCAGACCCAGAGCAAGUGCCUCUUCCUGCGCACGCCCCUCAACGUCAUUGACGUGGUGGCCAUCCUGCCCUACUACAUCACGCUCAUCGUGGACUCGCUGUCUGUCGGGGAGAAGCCGGCCGGCUCGGGCAACAACUACCUGGAGAAGGUGGGGUUGGUGCUGCGGGUGCUGAGGGCCCUGAGGAUCUUCUACGUCAUGCGCCUGGCCCGUCACUCCCUCGGCCUGCAGACGCUGGGCCUGACAGUGCGCCGCUGCACCCGCGAGUUCGGCCUGCUCCUCCUCUUCCUCUGCGUCGCUAUGGCGCUCUUCGCCCCGCUGGUCUUCCUGGCGGAGAGCGAGAUGGGCGCCAAGCAGGAGUUCACCAGCAUCCCCGGGAGCUACUGGUGGGCCGUCAUCUCCAUGACGACGGUGGGCUACGGGGACAUGGUGCCGCGCAGCAUCCCCGGCCAGGUGGUGGCGCUCAGCAGCAUCCUGAGCGGGAUCCUCCUCAUGGCCUUCCCCGUCACCUCCAUCUUUCACACCUUCUCCCGCUCCUACCUGGAGCUGAAGGAGGAGCAGAGCCGGGCGUCCCGGCAGAAGCCCGACUCGCAGGACAGCACCAAGUCCCAGAACAGCGAGGACUCCCAGGAGACGGACAGCUCCUUCCCGGCCAUCAUCGACGCCUCCGUGCACAGGAAGUCCAUCGCCAUGGCGACACAGAAGGCCCUGGAGAGCAGGAAAUUGCCGAAGACCUAACGCAGAAACCGCCCCCCCGCUGGGGGGGGGGGAGAGAGGCGGAUUUGAGUCAAAGUGCAGCCACUUAGGGAACCGUGUGUUGGACAGUUGGUCACGCACUUCGACAGACGAACGAGUGUCUGAAAAGGCGGGACACUUUCACGGAAAAGUACUUUUUCCCAGGCUAGGACAACAAAAGUCGUUUUACGGACGUGUAACGGUUGAUUUAUCCACUGCAGAUAGAAAUAACUGCUAUCAAUUAAACGCUACUCACAGGACUUGCCUGUCACCUUGCUUUCUGCAGAAGUGGAGUAUGGCUCCACAGCAUGGUAUGGAGAACAGAGGGAACAUUCUGUUCGACUAGAAGGGACUCACUCAGCAGCCUUGUAGAAAGCUAUCAUCAUGGAAUAAAAAGAAUCCUAUUCAAAAAUGCUCAUUUUGGUAAGUGUGCACUGAGCCACAGUAAGGAAAUUGUUCUGUAUAAUUGACGCAUUUACAAAAAUUUU